Ambispora gerdemannii is the source of this 291-nucleotide messenger RNA. Lineage: Eukaryota; Fungi; Glomeromycota; Glomeromycetes; Archaeosporales; Ambisporaceae. The record is from the annotation of a GenBank genome assembly.
AUGGCACCAGAAUCAUUGAGUGGUCGUGGUUCAUACUCCCAGGCAACGGACUAUUACGAAUCUGCAAAGGCCAUCGUCCAGAAAUUACCAAAGACACUCCGCCCUUUUAUCAAGAAAUGUUGGCACUCUGAUCCCACACAACGACCAACUGCCGAACAAAUACUCAAGUUGACUAACAAGAAUAAAAAAGAAGCGAAACCGCCACAUCCUGGGCUAUUUACACAACAAACGGCAAGUUUUAUUCGUAAUGUAAUUUUGGUUCAUUUUAGAAUUGUCUUCUAUGGAUCUUGA